Molecule: messenger RNA, 2399 nt
Organism: Drosophila ananassae
Lineage: Eukaryota; Metazoa; Arthropoda; Insecta; Diptera; Drosophilidae
Product: transmembrane protein 87A
Exons: 10
Coding region: 131-1744 (537 amino acids)
Biological process (GO): retrograde transport, endosome to Golgi
Cellular component (GO): membrane; Golgi apparatus
Source: RefSeq, a predicted model, not a curated record
UAUUUGAUGUUAAACAACACUGAUUCGUACACACUCGAACUCUGGUCACACUAUCCGCCAACCGAAUAGCAGAGGAAAUAAUAUUUUUAUUUAUUUAGGGUCCUAUUGUGGGGAGUAUAUAACACGUCAAAUGCAGAAAACGUCAACGCUUUUGGUAGUCGCGUUGGCGCUACUCACUUUGGCAACUACAACAUCCGCCAAAUCCGAUGCAGGCAUUGUGGAUAUCCCCGUUUUUACGGACAUUCCCAACAUUCGGGAGCAACGUCCCCUGCUGGCCAAUACGAAAAUCUACGCACAAAUUAAGGGAUGCAUUUCCAAGGUGGAGACGGUCCUGAACAUAACAUUCCGGCUGACAGAGCAUCCUUGUAUCUUUGACGAUCGCAUCCUCCAAUCCAUAGCCGAGAAUCCCGCCCAGCAACAAAACGCUAGUAUAAACAACGUAUUAGUGGUGGUCAGCAAGUUGUAUACCUGUAACAAUGGCCUCAUCGCUCUCCUGCCGGACAAGGAGAAGACAGCGGAGGGACUGGCCGCCACCCCGGAACCCAAACAUCCCAUGAAGGAGAACAAGCACCCGCUUUCGCCCACAACAAACCCGAUUGCGAGCGUCAAAGAGGAUGGAAUCUACGAAAUUGAAGUGCUCAUCACACCGGUGCCAUCCCAAGCCCAGUUCAGCGCCGUGGUUCACAUUGAGUUCCUUGGACCGCACGGAUUUAUAUCGGCCAUAGACUGGCCAUUCCUACCAUUCUACUUGAUAAUGUGCAUUGUUUACGUUAUUUUCGGAAUCAUUUGGCUGUUUGUUUCGUUCGCCCAGUGGCGAGAUCUGCUGAGAAUUCAAUUCUGGAUCGGUGGCGUCAUCCUGCUGGGCAUGCUGGAGAAGGCCUUCUUCUACGCCGAAUACCAGACUCUGACCAACACGGGAGUGGCUGUCCAGCAUGCCGAAUUGGUGGCCGAGUUUGUGUCCUGCGCCAAGCGCACUCUGGCCAGGAUGCUGGUCAUCAUAAUGAGUCUGGGCUUUGGAAUUGUCAAACCCCGCUUGGGACCCAUGCUGCACCGCGUCGUGGGAGUCGGCACUCUUUACUUUGUCCUGGCUUGCGUGGAGAGUUACUUGCGCAUCACCAACGUAAAGAGUGAUCGGAGUGAGCUCCUGGUGGCCAGCAUACCCCUGGCAGUGCUGGACACUGGUAUCUGCUGGUGGAUCUUCACCUCUCUCGUCCAGACUACCCGAACUCUUCGACUGAGAAGGAAUAUGGUAAAGCUAUCGCUGUACAGGCACUUCACCAACACCCUAAUCUUUGCGGUUAUUGCUUCCGUCAUAUUUAUGCUGUUUGCCUUGCGUUUGCGUAGAACCGAGAACUGUACGCCUGGCUGGCGUGAUAUCUGGAUCGACACUGGCUUUUGGCACAUUCUGUUUUCCGUUUUGCUGCUGGUGAUUAUGAUCCUAUGGCGACCCACGAAUAACAAUCAACGCUACGCCUUCACGCCUCUGCUGGACAACCCGGAGGAUGAAGACGAAGAGGAUGAGGAGGAUCAGUUUGUGGCUGAUGCCUAUGGUGUGAAGAUGCGCGGCCAGAAUGGCACUCCAAAGACCUCAACUGCAACGCGAAAUGCCACCACAACCGAGGAGGAUGAUCUGCGCUGGGUGGAGGAGAAUAUACCAUCCUCAAUGGUGGAUCCGGCUCUGCCAGUUCUCGACUCGGAUGAGGAGAUCAUCAACACCAAGUUUGAGGUUUCCAAAAUGCAAUAAGCUGUGACUUUUCGCUGGACCUAAGAGACUUUAUGCAUAUUUGUUGCACACAUUCACACUUCCGGGUCGUGCCGCAGUAAAGCUGAAAUGCGCAAUGUGUUUUUAUUUAUAACCAAGAACUUUUACUGCUUUCCUAUACUGCUGAUCUUCCCCAUACCAGUCGGAGAUGGGCAUCUCUCCCUGCUCCAAAACCCGUGUAAAAUAUUGUAUGUAAUCGUAGUUACUUCUACGCUCACGUCCUCCCGCUAAAUAAAUCUAACUUAUUCGUAAUAAUACCUAGUCUAAGUUGUAGAUAACUAUGCGACGAAUCGUAAACUUAAUGGAUUUCGAUUUCGAUUUCGAUUUAAAUUUCAAUUUUUGAUUUAAAUGAUGAGCUAAAAACUUUGUCGCCUCCUUGUAUAUAGCUGGUAACACAAAGCGAAAACGAUCUAAACGAUAUAAAUGUACGAUUCUGUUAUAAUUAAUGAAGAAAAAAAGAACACAAUCUUUAUCUUCUGAUAAUCGAAAAUAAUUCAAAAAAUAAUUACCUACGUAAGCACACUAUCAAAUACGACACAACACACACACACCGUAACGUAUUUAAAUCUAUUUUCAAGCAAAAAAAUUAAGAUUUUUUCAUAAAUAAAUGCAAUCGUGUAUUGAAGGUAGAUAUAAA